Messenger RNA from Trematosphaeria pertusa, 290 nucleotides. RefSeq lists its product as uncharacterized. NCBI's taxonomy places the organism in Eukaryota, Fungi, Ascomycota, Dothideomycetes, Pleosporales, Trematosphaeriaceae. The transcript has a single exon. The coding region runs from base 63 to 269 and encodes 68 amino acids. The record is from RefSeq and is a predicted model, not a curated record.
GCGAGAGUUUGCUUUCGUGUUUAAGAGAAGAGGAGCAGCGCGAGGGGUGGGGCAUACAUAUCAUGGAAGGGCCAAACAAGCCUGCGAUAUGUUUCGCUUUGCUCAUUGUGUUGGUACUUAGCUUCAUCACUGCAGUUGUGUACGAUGUGAUCGUGAAGGCAAGGGAUAGUGGGUUUGGUAUUGGACAAUGGAUGGUGGCUGCUUUGACUGUCGCAUUGUCAACGCUGUACUUCAGCCUCGAGGACGAGGUCACUACCAGUUUCGAUUAGUCGUGCAAUAGUGGAUAGUCG